GGAAGAUUCGUCCGCUCACUGCUCAAACGCCGACCUGUCAAGCCCUUCGGUCAGAUACCCGGGGUUCUAUCUGCAACGGUCGAGUUCCCACUUGGAUGCCAACCAGACCCGGCUUCUUCAACAUGCCAUUGUCAAACUAAGCUGGCGCUACGGAUACCUGUGGUCACGGAUCGGUGUCCACCGUUGGAAGAGCAUUCAGCGAGUGGCCUCCCCAACAGCAUACGUUCGGCUACAACCCCGAGCUGGUCAUUGCAUGGCUCUUGCAGGCCGCCCCAGCAGAAAACAUCGAAAUCGCUGCCGAUGGCCCGAAAUUUCCUCCGACAUGCUCGCCAGGACUCCCACGUUCCUCGUUUCUUCUCCGACUUUUUGCCAGACUGCGUGACUGCCACGCUCCUGGCGUAG
This is a messenger RNA of Colletotrichum orchidophilum, 402 nucleotides long. RefSeq lists its product as uncharacterized. The record is from RefSeq and is a predicted model, not a curated record. NCBI's taxonomy places the organism in Eukaryota, Fungi, Ascomycota, Sordariomycetes, Glomerellales, Glomerellaceae. The annotation marks the transcript as partial. The transcript has a single exon.